Messenger RNA from Kluyveromyces lactis, 2775 nucleotides. It is a transcript of the gene PEP3, whose product is annotated as tethering complex subunit PEP3. Gene Ontology annotation, biological process: intracellular protein transport; endosome organization; vesicle-mediated transport. Gene Ontology annotation, cellular component: endosome; HOPS complex. The transcript has a single exon. Gene Ontology annotation, molecular function: protein binding; protein-macromolecule adaptor activity. The coding region runs from base 1 to 2775 and encodes 924 amino acids. Lineage: Eukaryota; Fungi; Ascomycota; Saccharomycetes; Saccharomycetales; Saccharomycetaceae. The record is from RefSeq and is a predicted model, not a curated record.
AUGAGCAUUAUGGAUAUGAAAAGCUAUUCUAAGGACGAAAUAUCCUGCCAAGUGGAACAUGUUUCUCUCAAGUUUAUUCAAGAAGUGCAUCAGAACCUAUGUUGUUUGCAGGUGGUAUCAAACACUAUGUUCAUUGCAUUGAAGACGGGUCACAUCUUUAUAAUAAACCUUAACGACCCAGCGACGGUGCAUUCCUUUAUACUUCCGAUGCUUGCCAAUAGUCAAGAAAAGUUACUAUGCAUAUGGGUCAAUCCUCAAGCCAGUCUCAUACUCUUUAAGACCAACUUUGCUAAAUACUUUCUGGGCCACGUCAAACGUAUUGUUGAUGGAGGAAAAAAUUCGAAGCUGACGACUCUAAAGAGACUCAACAAAAAGAGUUGUGAUAUACGAACAGUUGACUGGAGUUUUGAUGAAUCCACCCUUUUGGUUGGUACGAAAGAAGGUAAGGCGUAUCAUAUUUAUUUGGGACCAUGUGUGAAAAACAGCAACGACGAUGCACAAGUCACCAGAAUCUUUUCAGCUACAGAGAGUAUAGACGGAAUAAUGUUCAAUAAGUCGCUGGGUGCACUACUGAUAAUAGGAUCUCAGAUCAUGUAUUGGGAUUCUUCUAUUUCUCAGAAACUGGGGCCUAUUGAAGUGUUUUCAUCUACUAAACCUACUGCCACGGAGCAAUAUCAGCAGACCGAUAAAGAGUUUGGUUCCAGGUUUACUUUCAUGGGCAGUAAAUUUGCAUGGGUCACACAAUCCGGUAUUGUAGUGGGGGACUUGAACGACGAAAAAGUCUUGGCAAAUGCUAGGGUAUUAUUGUACAUCGAGCUUCCGGCUUCGACACACAGAGUGAAAGACGUAAGAUUAACAAAAUAUCAUUUGGUAUUACUUAGAGGUUCUGAAAUCAUAGUAGUCAAUCAAUUGACCAUGAAGAUAGUGUUUCAAGAAUCAAUCUUCAAUUCAAACGACAUUGAAAAACUACAUUCAUUGUGCAUAGACUAUAGCCAAGUCCCACCCACGACAUGGUGCCAUUCGGCUUCGAAUGUUUACGAAAUUGUCAUGAGUGGUGAAGAUAGGUCAGUUUGGAAGCUUCUAUGUGAUACUCAUCGUUUUGAGGAAGCACUCGCUCUCGAUGGACUAUCUUCCGUCCAAAAGGACUAUGUUCAUAGUUUUUAUGGUGAUUAUUACUACGAAAAGCAAAUGUGGGAAGAAGCAGCAGAACAAUACAGCAAAACUAAGAUGCUCAACAACUGUGGGCCAAUUGCCUUGAAAUUUAUGAAAGAUUCAUCUCAAAUAGCUUCAUUGCAAUUGCUAUUACGGAAUUACUUAAGCAGUACUAAUGACGAUUAUCAAGUAAAACAGGUGAUUCUCACCUCAUGGAUUAUUCAGAACUAUAUGAACCAAUUGAACGAUAUCGACGAAAAGAUAAACCGUGAUGCCUCUGAUGAGAAACUGGCCAGUCAGAAGACGGAUAUUGUUAAAAAAUUUGAAUCAUUCGUAACGCAAAAUUUCAAUAAAAUGGACAAAGAAACUAUAUAUCAAAUAAUUUCAAGACAAAACCGGAAAAAAGAACUGCUAUAUUUCGCAACGUUGGCGGAAGAUUAUGAGUACGUUCUUUCUUACUGGAUUAAAUUGGAAAAUUGGUAUGAAUCGUUAAAAUUGCUGUCGUCUCUUCAAGAACCUGAUUUAAUUUACAAAUACUCGAAUAUUUUAUUGAUCAGCUCACCUGAUGCCACGAUAAAUACAUGGAUGCAAAUUACUUCUUUAGACCCUGUGCCAUUAAUACCGUCUAUCUUAUCAUAUUUUACCAACUAUCAAAAGAAGAAGAGAGCAGAAGGCAUUCAUUCCAAUGUCCAGAAUCAUGGUGUUAAUUACUUGAAAUGGUGCAUACGUGACCAAAAUAACACUGUUCCAAUUAUACAUAACACUUAUCUUUACAUGAUGAUUGUGGAUAAAACGACGGACAAAGACCAGGAAGUCAUUCAGUUCCUCACUAAGCAUAGCAAAGGUCAUUUUGAUACGGACUUCAUUCUUAGAUUGAGUUUAAGGUACGAGAGAUAUGGGGUUUCUAUCUGCAUAUAUUCUGAGAUAUCUCUUUACGAAGAGGCAGUUAGCUUGGCAUUGAAACAUGGACGACUACAAGAAGCUAAGAAGGUAGCUACCACAGUUGAAGACCCUGAUAUUAAGAAAACAUUGUGGUUGGACAUUGCUGCUGCCAUGAUCAAACAAGAUCGGGAUAUCAAGAAUACACUAACUCUUCUUAUUCAAGAAUCAGAGGGUGUUUUGUCAGUGAAAGACUUGCUACCACUAUUUGAUGAGUUUGUAACCAUUGCUAAGUUGAAGGAAGAACUUGUCAGAAGUCUUGAAAAGCACAGUAUGCAAAUCACUAAACUUUCCCAAGAAAUUCGCGAUUCUCUUAAGAUUAAAAGUGAGAUUAAAAAUGAUAUCAUAUUAUUUAGAAAUCGGUAUGAAAAGCUGAAACCGGGCGCAUCGUGUUCGUAUUGCUCUCAACCCUUGCAGACUAGAAAGUUUUUCGUGUAUCCCUGUGGACAUUCAAUCAACACCGAUUGUAUUAUUAAGAUUAUUAUGGCUUCAAAUCAAUAUGCAUUAAAGGCGAAGAUUCAAAACAUGCAAAAGAAGCUUCUCCGCGAUAGGAACUCUGUAAAAUCAGAAGAGUUGGAGGAACUGUUGUCCGCACAAUGCCCCCUUUGUAGCGAAAUCUCUAUCAACAGUAUAGAUGAACCAUGGGAAGUUGAUCCCAACACCGCUUUGAAGUGGAAAAUAUAA